AUCAUUAAAGGAUCAACUUUCUGGAUGGAGCAGCUCUUGGGUUCAGCUGAAACUGCCAGGUUACUCUAAUGUUUGAGAAAAAGACGAUCACCUGAGCUCAUCAGUCUGAAGUUAACUCUUUUUUUUCUCUAUAAUGUGAUGAGAGUGAAACCAAGACAGCAGACACAGAGAGUCAUGAAUCUGAGGAAAUGAGACAAACUGAGGAGAGUCAAAGCCGUGACCGUGAGUUCAUGAAAACACUCAAACUCUGUGAGUGGGUAAACGUCUGUGGGGACCUGAACGUGUCUGACAUGAUGGUUUUUAUCUACAGUGAAUAAAUUCCUCUCUUCACUCUGAUACUUUGAUGAAAUAUGAUCCUCAUUAAAUCUUUCAUCUCUCCCUCAUCCAAUCAGACGCUCAGACGUCAAAUAGCCACAUCACCUUCCACCCAAUCGUACGCUCAGCCAGCACAGGGCCACGCCCCUUCUGCCCACCCCACUCGUCCUGCACCGUCAUGGUGCUUGCUCUGGAUGCAGUUGUCAUGGAGAUGGAGACGGGCUCGGCGUCGACCGGCGGCUCUGUUACCAUGGAGACGGAAGCAGCAGCAACGAGCGCGGAGCCGCUGAGAAAGCAUCGCAUGCUGAUCCUGAUCGGAGAGAUCGCCACCUGUCAUCACCUGGACGCCGUCAGGACGCAGAUACAGCAAGGUGAGGUGUGUGUGUGUGUGUGUGUGUGUGUGUGUGAGACUCAGCUCAGAGCUUCCUGCAGCUCCUCAGACCUGCUCCUGUAUUGAAAGAUGUUCUCACCCGUGUCUGCAGCUCUCUGCCCUCUCAAUCUGCGUCUCUAAAUCGGUGACCGUCAGAUAAAAAAGGAUCUGUUCUCCUCAGGUCGUGUGAGCGCGCUCAGUCUGCAGCAGAGCGUCCAUCAGCUCAGCUUCAGUCAUCCGCAGCCCUUCAAAUCUGAUCAGAUUCUAUUCUAAUCAGUUUAUACGCUGUUUUUCAAGGUUGUAAUACAUGCAGGUUUGUUCUCAGUGAUGGUAGAGACGAUCUCCAGAAUCAUGACCCGGCCACAGAUCAUGAUGGAGAUAAAGGAUGCUGACGUUUGUCCAACAACUCGUGUCAAACAUCUCAAAUAAACAAACUAUCUUUAAAAACAUGAAAUUGAAAUGUGAUGGUCCUCCGAGGAUCUGUGUGAAUUCAGACUGAAGCUGGAGUUCUGCUCCUGUUCUUACUGACUGACAGUAAACUCAGGUGAGCUCUGUCAAAAUCAGGAUCAGAACACUGGAUUUAUUCUCAGGGGGAAUUUGGUCAUUAGAGUUUUACACAUCUGCUUUAGAAAGUACAAACGUUAGAAGAAGGAGGACAGAAACAGGCAUGAAUGAGAACAAAUAAGAAACUACUGUUAGUAAAAAGGGCAGAAUAUUAGAAAUAAAGAAGUUUACAAAGAGUGUUAAAGAAGGCAGAGGAGUCGAUAAAACAGAGUCAGACGUGCUGUUAGAGUACAGUAUAAAAAAUACAAUACAGCCCUACAAACACAGGUGAGUCUGAACCUUACAGCAGGUGAGUCCUGAGUUUGAGUUCAUAAGGAUUUGAGUUCGAAGAAAGAGACGCGUUGUUGUCCUCACCUGUCCUCAGCGUAGAUUUAACUCACCUGUCCUCAGCGUUGUUGUCCUCACCUGUCCUCAGCGUUGUUGUCCUCACCUGUCCUCAGCGUUGUUGUCCUCACCUGUCCUCAGUGUUGUUGUCCUCACCUGUCCUCAGCGUUGUUGUCCUCACCUGUCCUCAGCGUUGUUGUCCUCACCUGUCCUCAGCGUAGAUUUAACUCACCUGUCCUCAGCGUUGUUGUCCUCACCUGUCCUCAGCGUUGUUGUCCUCACCUGUCCUCAGCGUUGUUGUCCUCACCUGUCCUCAGCGUUGUUGUCCUCACCUGUCCUCGGCGUUGUUGUCCUCACCUGUCCUCAGCGUUGUUGUCCUCACCUGUCCUCAGCGUAGAUUUAUCUCACCUGUCCUCAGCGUUGUUCUACUCACCUGUCCUCAGCGUUGUUGUCCUCACCUGUCCUUAGCGUUGUUGUCCUCACCUGUCUUCAGCGUUGUUGUCCUCACCUGUCCUCAGCGUAGAUUUAACUCACCUGUCCUCGGCGUUGUUGUCCUCACCUUACCUCAGCGUUGUUGUCCUCACCUGUCCUCAGCGUUGUUGUCCUCACCUGUCCUCAGUGUAGAUUUAACUCACCUGUCCUCAGCGUUGUUGUCCUCACCUGUCCUCAGCGUUGUUGUCCUCACCUGUCCUCAGCGUUGUUGUCCUCACCUGUCCUCGGCGUUGUUGUACUCACCUGUCCUCAGCGUAGAUUUAACUCACCUGUCCUCAGCGUUGUUGUCCUCACCUGUCCUCAGCGUUGUUGUACUCACCUGUCCUCAGCGUUGUUGUCCUCACCUGUCCUCGGCGUUGUUGUACUCACCUGUCCUCAGCGUUGUUGUCCUCACCUGUCCUCGGCGUUGUUGUCCUCACCUGUCCUCAGCGUUGUUGUACUCACCUGUCCUCGGCGUUGUUGUCCUCACCUGUCCUCAGCGUUGUUGUCCUCACCUGUCCUCAGCGUUGUUGUCCUCACCUGUCCUCAGCGUUGUUGUCCUCACCUGUCCUCAGCGUAGAUUUAACUCACCUGUCCUCAGCGUUGUUGUCCUCACCUGUCCUCAGCGUUGUUGUACUCACCUGUCCUCGGCGUUGUUGUCCUCACCUGUCCUCGGCGUUGUUGUCCUCACCUGUCCUCAGCGUUGUUGUCCUCACCUGUCCUCAGCGUUGUUGUCCUCACCUGUCCUCAGCGUUGUUGUCCUCACCUGUCCUCAGCGUUGUUGUACUCACCUGUCCUCAGUGUUGUCCUCACCUGUCCUCAGCGUAGAUUUAACUCACCUGUCCUCAGCGUUGUUGUCCUCACCUGUCCUCAGCGUUGUUGUCCUCACCUGUCCUCAGCGUCGUUGUCCUCACCUGUCCUCAGCGUUGUUGUCCUCACCUGUCCUCAGCAUUGUUGUACUCACCUGUCCUCAGCGUUGUUGUCCUCACCUGUCCUCAGCGUUGUUGUACUCACCUGUCCUCAGCGUUGUUGUCCUCACCUGUCCUCAGUGUAGAUUUAACUCACCUGUCCUCAGCGUUGUUGUCCUCACCUGUCCUCGGCGUUGUUGUCCUCACCUGUCCUCAGCGUUGUUGUACUCACCUGUCCUCAGCGUUGUUGUCCUCACCUGUCCUCAGCGUUGUUGUCCUCACCUGUCCUCAGCGUUGUUGUCCUCACCUGUCCUCAGCGUUGUUGUCCUCACCUGUCCUCAGCGUUGUUGUCCUCACCUGUCCUCAGUGUAGAUUUAACUCACCUGUCCUCAGCGUUGUUGUCCUCACCUGUCCUCAGCGUUGUUGUCCUCACCUGUCCUCAGCGUUGUUGUCCUCACCUGUCCUCAGCGUUGUUGUCCUCACCUGUCCUCGGCGUUGUUGUCCUCACCUGUCCUCGGCGUUGUUGUACUCACCUGUCCUCGGCGUUGUUGUCCUCACCUGUCCUCAGCGUUGUUGUCCUCACCUGUCCUCAGCGUUGUUGUCCUCACCUGUCCUCAGUGUAGAUUUAACUCACCUGUCCUCAGCGUUGUUGUACUCACCUGUCCUCAGCGUUGUUGUCCUCACCUGUCCUCAGCGUUGUUGUCCUCACCUGUCCUCAGCGUUGUUGUCCUCACCUGUCCUCAGUGUAGAUUUAACUCACCUGUCCUCGGCGUUGUUGUCCUCACCUGUCCUCAGUGUAGAUUUAACUCACCUGUCCUCAGCGUUGUUGUCCUCACCUGUCCUCAGCGUUGUUGUCCUCACCUGUCCUCAGCGUUGUUGUCCUCACCUGUCCUCAGCGUUGUUGUCCUCACCUGUCCUCAGCGUUGUUGUCCUCACCUGUCCUCAGCGUUGUUGUCCUCACCUGUCCCCUCUCUACAGGUUUGCGUUCAUGGAGCAUUGAUCUGGAGGUGUGUGACCUGAACAAAGAGCUGCAGCUGUUUGAGAGCAGACACACGGCACAGUUCUCCUCACAGGUCAAAGGUCAGUUUCAACAUUUCAACAUCACCAAUCAUAGUCUCUGUCCUCUCUAUGAGGAGGUGUCUGUCUCUCUGUCUGUGUCCUCUUUUCAGAGACAGAGCUGAGGACAUUCAGUCGUAUUGAUGGUUUUCAAUCAGAGGAUCAAUACGACUGAAUAUUUCAGCAUCAGUGUCUAAUUUGACCUCAGCUCUGUGAGCCCACUGAGACACCCAGACACUGUCUCUGUCCGUCUGUGUGUCUGUGUGUCUGUGUGUCUGUCUGUCUGUCUGUCUGUCUGUCUGUCUGUCUGUAAGUGUGUCAGUGAACACUGUGCUGGCAACAGUGUAAGGGGCCUCUAGAACGGUGAGUUCUGAAAUGCUUGGUUCUUGAAUUCUGUUUUCUUGACAGUUUGGUUUCUAGAAUAUGAUGUGCUGGAAUGCUGGGUUCUAGUGGACCAGGUUCUGGAAUUCUGGGUGCAAAGAUGCUUGGUUCUGGAGUGCGGCUUUCAGAAAUGUGUUGCUUGGUUCUGUGUUGCUGGGUUCUGUGUUGCUGGGUUCUGCAUUGCUGGGUUCUGGGUUGCAGGGUUCUGGGUUGCUUGGUUCUGCGUUGCUGGGUUCUGGGUUGCUUGGUUCUGGGUUGCUUGGUUCUGGGUUGCUUGGUUCUGGGUUGCUGGGUUCUGGGUUGCUUGGUUCUGGGUUGCUGGGUUCUGGGUUACGGGGUUCUGGGUUGCUGGGUUCUGGGUUGCUUGGUUCUGUGUUGCUGGGUUCUGCGUUGCUUGGUUCUGGGUUGCUGGGUUCUGGGUUACGGGGUUCUGGGUUGCUGGGUUCUGGGUUGCUUGGUUCUGGGUUGCUGGGCUCUGGGUUGCUGGGUUCUGCGUUGCUUGGUUCUGGGUUGCUGGGUUCUGGGUUGCUUGGUUCUGGGUUGCUGGGUUCUGGGUUACGGGGUUCUGGGUUGCUGGGUUCUGCGUUGCUGGGUUCUGGGUUGCAGGGUUCUGGGUUGCUGGGUUCUGGGUUGCGGGGUUCAAUACUCCUUGGUUCUGCGGUGCUUUGUUCUGGAUCAGAGGGUUUUGAAAUGUGUUUCCUAAAUGUUUGGUCCCACAGUGUCCGGUUCUGAGUCCUGGUUCUGUAGUGCCACAGUCUCCCUUGUAGUUUCCUGAAGUGCUCGGUCCUUGAAUGCUGGUUUCUGGAUUUCAGCUCUUCACCAUCUCUUAGCGUGUAAUGUCACCAUAUAACCUCCGUACAUCAACAUCAUCCAGGAUUCACCGAGCAGCGAUCCAGCAUCUGACACCACCCCAACCAACCACCACCAUCCACCUUCUACCACCAUGAUCCAACACCACCAUUAAACACUCACUAUGAAUCCUCAAAGCAUCCACUACCACCACCAGGCCUGGGGGGUUAACCCUCAAUUUUCACCGCAUCAGGAUCGAUGGCGAUUUUCGCUGUACGCCAAUUCAUAACGGAUCCGUUUGUGAGGUGAAUUUCAUGGCGGAUUACGGACAGUAAUAAUCGUGAGAACUCACAAGAAAUAGAACUCUUGUGAUCAGCUGAGGAGUCCGGCGAUCCGCAGAGGAACGGAAAGAAGUCGGUGUAAAUUGACACGUUAACUUGAAUGGUUACGAUCAGCUACGAUCGGAGGAUACGACCUUUUAGGAGACGAUCAGGAUGAAGGUGGAGGUCGGGGGUUAAGGUUAGUGUCCCCUAAACUUAUUCUGAGGGCGGGGCCUAGACACCAAACACAAUCAAUGUUCAGCAGCUGCUGCAAUAAGCAGAUCGAUACAUGACCAGGUGAGCUUUCUGACUGACAGCAGGUGAGUCAGUGGGCGGAGCUCCAAAAACCAACAGGAUAUAUUUAGAGUGAAAACAGCUGAGAGUGACUGCAGACUGCAGCGGAGAGAGGAGAGAGAGGCGCCUGCUGCAGAGAACAGACUGUACAAACACACACACACACACACACACACACACACACACACACACACACACACACACACAGGGAGCAGUAAUGUAACGUCAGCAGGUGAAACAUUAUAAACACACAGCUGAUGAGUUCAGGUAGGAUAUGAUGUGUGUGCGUUCAGUCCAUGUUCAGCCCCUCCCCGCUGACUGCAGAGAGGCUGAAGGAUCAAUAACACACUCUGAAUUAUUAAUCAGCUCACGUUCCUCUGAAACACACGCACACACACACACACACACACACACACAGUGAGAGCUGGCUGUAUUGUCUUGAGUAUAGAUCAGUAUCUGUGGAGGUUAACUUUAGUAUAAAUACUGUUUUAUUAACACAUGAAAAUACACUUUACACUGAUACUGAACACACACACACACACAGAGCAGCUGAUCUACACACACACACACACACACACACACACACACACACACACACUGACUGAUCAGACCCAUUCAUGACAUUUGCAAUGAUCUGCAUCAGCUGACGUCUGCGCAGUGUGUGUGUGUGUGUGUGUGUGUGUGUGUGUUUGUGUGUGUGUUAGAAGGUAGUGAUGUAAUUGUCCAGCAGCGUAGGAACACACUGUCGCUCUGCAGAUCAGGGCGUGGUCGAUCAGCUGGUCGGGGGGGGUUGAGUUGGAGAUGCUAAGUGAGGGUCGAUCUCCUCCUGAACAGCUGAUUUUCACACCGUAUUCAUGUAUAAAAAGAAAACUAUCCUGAGAACUUAAAGCCCCAUAAAUCAUUUUUGAAGUUGUAAGAAAAUGUGUGUGUGAGUAAGUGAUAUUGAACAGCUGCAGAGUGACCCUGAUGGGGAUCUGAGAGGACACACUUUUAACUCUGUUUGAGUUAUUUCUGUCCGUCUCUGACCGACGCUCACUGACUCAGACCCUCAGACGGUCUCUGUCCGUCUGCUCUGACCCUAAACUUUGACUCUGACUCUGAGAGGACGGGUUCAAAUGAUUCACACCGAGACUCAGUCCAACACUCUGUCUCUCAGUUUGUCCCUCAGUCUCUAAGAUGAAGACCUAAAAAAUGCAGUUCCUCUUUUGUCCACCAGAGGCUAUUCUUGUAGUGAGUCUAACCCUGACAUAGACUGUUCAUACUCUGGACAACUUGGUUCCUCCUUCCUCCAGUUUACAGAUUUGAAGCCGAAAAGUUCUCGGUAAUUCUGUUUUUUUUCUCCACUUCCUGAAACCAACAUUGUUCAGUAGCGUUUUACACAUUUGGCAUUUAUAUUCUGUGUCAUUCAUUUAUAAAGUUUGUCCACAGCUCCAUAAGGAGGCGGGGUUUAUGACCUAUACUGCAGCCCGUCACCAGAGGGCGCUGUUCUCACAGAGAGGAGGAGGCAGACGGUGUCCAUUCUACACACAGUUUAUAUAUUAUGGACAACGUGGCUCCGCCUCCAAUCAUUGUCUGAAUCUGAAGCCAAAUCUCUCUUGGUAUUUUCUCCAUUUCCGGGUCAGCUGCACCUCUCAUUCGCCAAACUCUAACCUUUAUAUUUUUUUCUUUACAUUAACGCGCUAACUGCCGACUCUGUGAUUUAUCCAACUCUACUACUGAGCCACAGCGGGUAUGGUAAGCAGGGGGCGUGGCCUCACAUGUUAUAAGUUUGAACCAUAAAAAAUAAAACCUGGACUCAAAUUUAUUCCUCGGAAGUCAGAUGUCUGAGCUGAAAUGACGUCACACCCGAGUUCUCAGCGUUUCAGGUACCAAGUUGGAAAAAAGCAAAAUCGGAGGUGGAAAGUUAUUUUCGCACUUGCCUCGUCCGAAUAUAAAGCAAGUGUUAAAAUAGCGUUUAUAGAUGUAGCCCUCUCAUUUCAGGCCUCCAAUUUUACUUUUCAAAUUUUUUUUAAACGGUUUUACGACAUUUGAUUUCUGAGGUAACUCGAACGCAGCAUAGCUCUUCAACUGUAGCUUCACACUCAUCAAAGGUAAAAGCGCCACCUAGUGUUCGAUAUCGGAAUUACAUUCAGAAUACACCAUGUUGUCUUUAUAUUGUCUUUCAUCAUUUAGCGAAAAAACUAAAAAACGAACUCUUUCUGGCUCCAAUAAUAAUCAGAGUCUCUCUGUAACUCAGAGUUAUUUUAGCCUGAAGUUACCCUCCUAAAACGAAACUCCAGAGGGAGCAGAUUAAGAGAAUAAAUCCAUCAUGUGGGUCUGAUAAUCUGUGCUGGAUGGUCAAAUUAAAUGGAUGUAAAUGGAUGAUUUCUCUGUUUUGAUGUCUGCUCAGGUCAGACUGCAGCAGCUCUGUUCUGCAGAGACAUGAUGUUCACUCUCAUGAUCGUGUGUUUCUGCUUUAAAAACCAUGAAGACAUCAUGUUAGAGGGUGGAGUUCAGUCCUCUUUCGUUUGGGGUAAAAUACUCAGAGGUCUGCUGUGAUUCAGGUCAACAACACUCGCUGAGCUGCAUGGAAAGCCUUUUUCUCCUGAUGCACCUGAACGCAGCUCCAUCUCUGCAGCCUUUACAUAAACGUUUCCAUGUCAGACGGUCCGUGAAUGCAGCAGGAGGCGGCAGAUAGCAGAGUGUAGGUGUAGAGCUGGAGCAGCAGGCCUUCAUCAUCCUCAUCCUCAGCAGCAGCAGCAGCAGCAGCAUCCUCAGCCCCUCCCUCCUCCACCUCCUCCUCCUCCUCCUCCUCCCUCCAUCACUGAUCCGCGCUGCCUCUCUCCGCCGUGUCUCCGCUCUCUCUCUCCGGUGUUUCUCCGGCUCAGGCUGCUCGCAGGGCGGGGGAUCGGUCCGCUGCUGCUCGGUUGGACUGUGUCGGUCGGUCGGUCGGUCGGUCGGUCGGUCUGUGGGUCGGUGGUCUUCAGGUGUGGACGUGGACAGGGCUGCAGAGGAAUGUCUGCUUCAUGAUCGGAUCAGUGUGUGAGAUUGAGGCCUGAGACUGCAAACACACACACAGAGAGAGAGACACACAAACACCGUGAGUAACAUCAUUUUAACUCAAACACACACAUUUAGUGUAACAGUCAGUUUAUACAGUAUAUUAGUAUUCUCUAUACGGUAAAUCUGCAUGUGGUGCGUUCACUGUCACAGCGAAAUAGAUGAAAUCCUGAGGUCAUCCUGUAUCAUAGAGCUUUAAAUACACAGAAUUGUCCUUUAAAUGCGUCUUUCUGCUGUGAAUGAGAUUAAAAAAGGAGAGGCAGACCUCCUGACUGACCCUCAUCCUCCUCAUCGGUGUCUGAAGAAACAUCAGGUUUAAAGAUCGUUCAUGAAAACAUGAUGAUCGAUCAGAGCAAGAACCAACGCUGCACAUAUGUUCAUCUGAAUGAAUGAAUGAAUGAAUGAAUGAAUGGUUUUAUUUAUUUCAGUAUUAUAUAUUUGAAAGGAUGCAGGAAGAAGUAAUGCUUAUAAAGACCCUCCCCCUAAACCAAACAUGGAGUCCAUUAUACAGAUACUCUCUUUAUACUAAUAUCAACACUUUAAUCUAUUUUCAAUCUUCAGGUCAGAGAGAGUCAUCAACAUGUUUUACACUUUACAUCCGUCAUCAGACGUCAUUUUCUCGACAAUAUUGAGAAAUAACAUGAUUCUUCUGAAGUCUCUUAAAGUUCACCAGAGUUCUACAUUUUCUCAUGUCCACAGUCGGACCGUCGUUCCAGAUUUUCGUCCCCUUUUUACAGACACACAGAAAUGUUUGACACUUGUUCGCACUUUCAGAAUCAGAAUCAGAGAAUUUCGGUUUCUGUAAAAUCCACAGCCUCUGAGGUUGUAAUGAGAGUCCCUCAGUUUUAACAGGACAUGUUGUGGUAAAGCUCAGUUUUUGACUUUGUACAGGGUUUGUAUUGUGAUCAAAUUAAUUAAUAAUAAUAAUAAAUUUUAUGUAUAACACGCUUUUACAGGAGCUCAAAGACGCUUUACAAAGAAAAAAAGGAUUUAAAAUACAGAAAAUUUUGAGUAAUAAAACCAACAAUGUAAAAGGUUAAAAAAGACACAAUAUGAAAAGACAAUAAAGUUCACAGGUUAAUCUACCAAUCAUCUACAGGUAAACUACUCGGUCUUUGAAUUUUCAUAAAUUUAAGGAAGUUGAUUCACCGUCAUGUUUAUUGCAGAUGACUCUUACGGCUCGCUUUUGUAAAUAUUGAGUUUGUAUUUGUUUUAUAAGUGUUUCCCCAAAUCUAAAUACAAUAAGUCAUGUACAGAGUUGUCAGGGAAUGGUAUAGAGCGGCUCACCCUGUUUUUAAACUAAAUCUUUGUCUUUUUACAGAAUGGAGAUAGAUUUUGACAUUUGACAUGAUUUAUGUCUGAUUUUGGGGGGUUACUGCCGGGGUGUGGACAUUAGGAUGGGCGGUACGUUUGCCCCGUGGUCCAAAUCAUGUCAGCAGAUGAAGGUUAUAAACAUAUGAAUAUAUUUAUAUUUGUGUGUCUGUGAAGAAAGGAUCUAAAGGAGCUGCAGGGUUCGGUGUCGGAAGUGUUCUAGUUUCUGUUUAUCGUCUGAGGAGAAUUAACCAAUCAGGUUUGAGUUAGAGGAGAGAAAUAAAUAAACCUCAACAGGUUUUCCUCCUCAGCAGCUGAGCUUUUCAAGACUGUGUGACAGACAGACAGACAGACAGACAGACAGCUGCAGAAAGAGCCCGGCCCUGAUCCUGAUCCUGAUCCUGAUCCUGAUCUGUAUACCUCUGCUGGAUAUAAAUAGAAAUCUACUAUCUCCAAUCUCUUUUCACUGAUUCUAGACUGCGUUUGGGCUCUAGACCAUGAAAUGGAAGAAUUCUGGUUUUGGUUCAAACGUUUGAGUGUUGACCGAAUAGUUGGUAUGAAGAGCAAAAACAGGAGGAACACAGACCUCCAAAACAACCUCCAGUUCUCAUGAGGAGGAUCUCUGUAUGAAGGUUAGCUAACAUCAAACAUCUACACCAAGACUGGGGCUGAACGAUAUGUGAAAAAGUUUAUCAUGAUAUAUUUGUUUUCCUAUCAGCUGAUAUGGAUCAAUAUCAGGAUAUAAAAAUCUAACCGUGUUUCUUGGUCUCAUGUCUUUUCCAACACAAUAAUCUCCUGCAUCUGUGAGGUCUUUGUGUCUCUUUGGCGUUUUGUCGUAAGGCGUCGCUCUAGAGAAAGCCGACUGAAUGGUCGUCUGUUUCGGCUCCUCGCUCCUCUCGGGGUUUGUAACCUUUUGCGUUGCGCGUGCUCUGCGGCGUGGCGCUGCUUCAGGUGGUGAAAAAGAUUUGAGGUAUUCCCCGACUUUGUGAGAACAUGUACUCGACAUAAUUUACAGUCCACAUUACUCUGCUUCAUGUCCGACCUCCAAAAACCAAAAUACCUCCACACCACCGACGUUUUCCUAACGCCAGUGUUGUGGUUGACAUUGAUGUGGUCAUCUGUUGAGCCUUCAUGGUCAUUUCUGUCGGGGGUAGCACUCAUUUUCUUUGUUUCUCACCAACAGUGCUGUCGGCUUCACCUGUUAAAGUGCUAUGGUUGGGUGGAGCUGCUGUCUGCUACGACGCUGCAGUUGGUUGAUACUUGGUUCUAAUUCAGACCAUGAUUGGUUCAGACCCAGAGAAACUCCCCUUUUCAUUGGCUGUUCGUAUAGUCGACCAAAACAUGUCAGAAUGACGACUGUUGAAAAGCAUAUUGAUCAUGUUUUAUAUUGAUAUUGAGGGAAAUUAGUUUUUGAUAUAUUUCUUUUUGGUUUUAUCGUCCAGCCCUAGGACCAAAACACUAAAAUGACUGAUGAACAGGAGACCAGAGUGAAUCCUCUGAAGAACCUGAACUUGUCCUACCUGUUGUCUUCAUCUCUGUAACUUUAUCUGGCGUCGUGUUUUAAUGCCUGCUCCUCCUCAAAUAAGAGUCCAAUGACCUCUUUAUUUACCAGCAGGUAUAAAAAAGCGUCUCUGUAGUAGAUCUGGAUGGUUAUUCAGGGUUCAGAUCUGUUAGAAAAGGGAACAUGUCUGUGAAUGUCUGUGAUCCAACAUGGCUGCUCCCCGCAUGAUGAUGGUGCAGUUUAGAGUCGGACUGAGGCCUGCAGCUGCUCUGUAAUCCAUCCGAGAGGUAAAAGCUCUCUGAUUCAUGGAGCUGUACUCUCUACUCGCUCUGCAUCCGUGUUUUCGGUUCAGUAGAUUUGGGUGACCUGAUUUUAAAGCUGCAGAAGAAAAAGAAGCAGCGGCGGCUCCUGCUCUCGCAGUCUUUGAGUCUCUGGGUGUGAGAGCUGCAGGCGGCAGCUGAGAGUUCAGAGCUCUGAUCAUGUCAUCAUUUCUCAGAGAGCAGGAUUAGGCCGACUCUGUGAAUAACCUCAGACUGAUGCAACAGCAGAGACUAAAAAUAGAGACGGACACAGACGGACGGACGGACAGCUCAGAUAAUCUGCACAAACUCACGCAACAGAGUUGAUUUAUCUGUUAUUAGUGUGAGGGUGAUCUGAUAAUCAACGUCUGUGAUCGCUGAUAAAGAUCGACACUUCUGUUAUCGCUCUACUCAGUGAUGGGAGAUCUGAUCCAAUCAAAACCUUCAGAUUAUUGACAGUUAUAUUCAGAGGCUCAUGAGAAGAAAGUCAAAAUAAUGUAUGAUUCUUUAGUCCGACAUCAGCCAGACGACGAUGAGAGAAAAAUCAUGGCUGCUGUUUGUCCACAGACUCUGCAGACGUCUUCAUGAGUCAGGUCAUUGACCGCUCUGUUCAGAGAGGGUGGAGCACACCUGUCCUCCAUCCUGCUAUAGUUGGGUGUAGCUGCUGUCUGCUACGACUUUGCAGUUGUUUGACAUUUGGUUGUAAUUCAGCACAUGAUUGGUUCAGACCCGGAGAAACUCCCCUUUUCAUUGGCUGUUCGUAUAGUCGACCAAAACAUCGCAGAAUGACGACUAUUGAAAAGGAUAUUGAUCAUGUUUGAUAUUGAUAUUGAGGGACAUUAGUUUUUGACAUAUAUCAUUAUCGUUUUAUCGCCCAGCCCUACAUCUUUGCAAACCUAAGAAGGAUCAGACCAUACAGCGUAUAAAAAACCCUAAAUAUUAGUUUGAAAGUGGUAGAAGAAUCUGGAUCUGUUCAGGUCUGCAGAUACGGACUGAACCUUUCCUGGUCCAGAUUUAGUUCCUGGUGUUUUUAGACCUUGAUUCUGGUUCCAGCAGACGGUCACAGGGCCGUGUUUUAUUUUGACGAGCUUGACAGGAAGUAGUUGAAAUGUCCUUGAGUGUUCUUCAUCCUUCAUUGAGGAGGAGGAGGACUGGGGGAGGACUGAGGAUCAGGUUUCCCUGACAACAACAGAUACCCCCCCCCCCCCCCCCCCUCCUGAGAGCUCCCAGCAUGCUUUAGGGCAGUCAGAGUGCUGAUCUCAGCAGCUUCAGAAGGAGAGAGUAGAUGGAGACAGGAGAGCAGAUCACUCUCACAUCCACCUGAGCACAUCCUGAUCUGUUCUCCUCCAGGUGUGUUACUGCAGGUGUGUUUUCACUGGAGGGUUUCUGCAUCAUUCAUACACUGUACUGACUCCUGAUCUCACACCUGUACCUGACUGAGAUGAUGCUGCAAACAGAAGUGUGAGAACACACGCUGCUCUGUCAGAUCUUGUCGGCUCUGUUGAAGCUCACAGUGUUCACUGGUUUGUAAAUCUGUUAUCAAGCUGUUAGUCCAGGUGAGAAGGAGAUCAGGUACCUGACCUUACAGGAGAGGGUUCAAAGGUCAUUCUGCUGCUUUGACACACAAAGUCAAGGUCGUUUUUUUCACCUCUUUUUGAGUCACUUUAGUUUUGCAGACACACUCAUCUUCACGCUGAAUGAUCCUGCUCUCUGUUAUCCUGCAGGAUCCAAUUAAUGGUUUCAUAUUGGAGUUAUUGAAGUUUCCUUGUUUGUACAUGAAAAUUUUAAACAGAUUUGAAUGUUAUUUUAUUAAUUGUUGAUCCAUCCAGCCCGGUGAAGCUGCUCUCUGAUUGGACUCAGAGCUGGUCCUCGGACUCUUUAAACCCUCUGACAGUUUGUGAGCGAGCGCUGAGAUAUGAAGCCGUCAGAUUAAAGAGGUUAAAGUUAAUUAACAUAAUAAGCUGCUCAGUCUGCUGGAGGACCACAGAGCGGUCACUUUAACAGAGCUGACACUAAACUCAAGUAUCUGUGUGGAUGAAAUCCUGAACCGUUUAACAGGAAUUCAGAGGCUGAAAAUAACUACAUAAAAAAAACUGGGAAUGUUAAAAAUGUCCAGACUGACAUAAAAAAUCCACAGAAAGAGCUUUAAAUAAUGACAGAGGAGAUAUCUGUAUUUAAAUGUAAAGCAAAAACAAAGCUGGUGUUCCUAUUUUUUUUUUAUUUAUUAUGUGUAAAUAAGAACAUAUAUCUUUUUAUAUGUGCUUUUAUUUAUUUGGUUUUUAUUCCACUACCACUCUACCUCCAGAAAGUGCAAUAUUACUCAGCAUGCUGCUAUUUUACCCUUAGUUUUAAUUUGAUUUUUUCUGAACAUUAAAUUAAAACUAUCAUGCUGUGAUAUGGAAGACAAACAAUGAUGUUUCAUUAAAGAGAGACAUGACUGCUGUGUUAUAUUCUGUGCAAUGACAAAUAAAGAAAGUCUAAAUCUAAAUCUUUAAACAGAGCUCUGACAAACUCUGGUUUUAUUUUGAAGGAGUCAUUUUCAGCUGGUGUUUGAUAAAUGGUACUUUAUUUUGAAGAAGUCGUUUUCAGUUGGUGUUUACUGAUUUAUAUUUUAUUUUGGAGGAGUCGUUUUCAGCUGGUGUUUAAUGAUUGGUACUUUAUUUUGAAGGAGUCAGCUGGUGUUUAACCAUGGUACUUUAUUUUGAAGGAGUCGUUUUCAGCUGGUGUUUAAUGAUUGGUAUUUUAUUUUGAAGGAGUCUUUUCAGCUGGUGUUUGAUAAAUGGUACUUUAUUUUAAAGGAGUCAGCUGGUGUUUAACCAUGGUACUUUAUUUUGAAGGAGUCGUUUUCAGUUGGUGUUUACUGAUUUAUAUUUUAUUUUGAAGGAGUCAGCUGGUGUUUAAUGAUUGGUAUUUUAUUUUGAAGGAGUCAGCUGGUGUUUAAUGAUUGGUAUUUUAUUUUGAAGGAGUCAGCUGGUGUUUAAUGAUUGGUAUUUUAUUUUGAAGGAGUCAGCUGGUGUUUAAUGAUUUAUAUUUUAUUUUGAAGGAGUCAGCUGGUGUUUAAUGAUUGGUAUUUUAUUUUGAAGAAGUCAGCUGGUGUUUAAUGAUUGGUAUUUUAUUUUGAAGGAGUCGUUUUCAGCUGGUGUUUAGUGAUUGGUAUUUUAUUUUGAAGGAGUCGUUUUCAGCUGGUGUUAAGUGAUUGGUAUUUUAUUUUGAAGGAGUCAGCUGGUGUUUAAUGAUUGGUAUUUUAUUUUGAAGGAGUCAGCUGGUGUUUAGUGAUUGGUAUUUUAUUUUGAAGGAGUCAGCUGGUGUUUAAUGAUUGGUACUUUAUUUUGAAGGAGUCAGCUGGUGUUUAAUGAUUGGUACUUUAUUUUGAAGGAGUCAGCUGGUGUGAUUGGUCCUGCUGAUUCACUCAGAGUCAAAGUGACUCACAGACUCGCACUGAGACUGAAAUCUGUUUUUCUCAAAGACUGAAUCAGACUCUAUUUACAGAUCAGCAGCAGCAGCUCGGCUCACAAUCCUACAGUUACUGUUUACAAUCACCCAUUAACCAAUCACAGUCCACCGUUUAGACACCUCCCCCUUCUGAUUGAUCCAGGCCAAACGAACCAAUCACACUCAACUGCAAGCGGAGCUCCACCCCUUCACCUCUGACUCCUCAUGCUCUCCUCGGUCUGUCAGGAUGUUCGCUCUCAAACAUCUCAGACAGAAAACUGUGAACUGUCUAAACGUGUACAUCUGUCAGUCACACUAAAACAGUUUUUUUAGGGCAGCAAACAUGUAAACAAAUAAAAACAAACAAACUAGAAAAAACAUCAAGAAGACGUGUGAAAACAAGCGCGAUAACCGUUCAAUUCUUACUCAAACACAACGUGAGACGUUUGAGAUCCUGACGGUCUGCUGCACUUCACUUUGGUUCCUCACUGAUUAAAUAAAAACUGGAUAUUUAACAUAAACGUUUGAUAACCUGCUCCAUGUUUGAAUCAAACACUGAUCAGAGGAACCGUUCCCUUUAAUGAUUCAGUGAUUCGUUUACUGCAGAGAAACCCCCGUGACCCCGUAACAAAACCCCAGAGUAGAGGAGUAGCGUUGGUCUCACCUUUAGUGUCAUGUCGGACAAAAACAACGCUGUACGAUGCUCCAUCUUCUUGUUUCUCCAAAAUGCCCAGCAGCAGUUGUAGACACUUCUGACGUCUGACACCGACCUGCUGUUGUUGUUGACGGUUGGAUGGGGUCGGAAACAGCGCCGCUGAAAAGACCCAUAUCGCCCCCUAGUGUUGGGGAGGAGGACACUUUCACAUCAAUAAAAAAAACGUAUUAUGAUCCGAUGAGCUGUGCCUUAAACGUACUGAGUGUCAUCUGAAGACAGCAGCAGUCAGCUGGUUCAUCCUCUGGAGGACAUGCAUCUACAGCAGCUGCUGGGACGCUUCAGUCUUCUGGUGUUUUUCAGUCUGUCUCCAGAAUAAAUCAAACAUUUGAAAUGGAUCAUAUCAAACUAUGUUUCCAUGACGACCACCUUUAAUGUGCUAAUAAUCUCAGCAGGGCUGAUAAUUUCCCUCAUGAAUGCCCGUCAGCUCUGCAGCUGAGACAUGUCUGCACCUUCAGACUGGAUAAAAACGGACACGGUUUGUUCUUUCAAAGAGUCAGGUGAGCAUGUCUCAUCAGUUUACGAACAGGUAACAGGCUGUCACUGUACUGAGCUCCAGGAUGGUUUAUUUGGUUUAUUCUGGUUUAUUUCCAAACCUCCCCGGACAGAGGACAAACCAGAGACUUUGAUUCAGGUCUGAGGAGACUGAGCGGUGAUUUCAGAGCGGAUCAGACGGGUUUGGAAACGGUGUGAAUGAGGGAUGUGAGCCGUGUAAAAGGUUAACAAGAGAGGGAAUAUUAGACGAGAUACACAGGGACUGACUCCUACAAAAUAAAACAGGAAACACUAAAAACUAAACUGAGAAACCAAACAGUAAAAAAAACAAAAAAAAAAACAGGAACAUAAAAAUAAUGAAAACAGAGGAGCAGGAACAACAGGGAACAACUACAAUGUUUUUACUCUCAGGGAUGUGAGUCCUCUGGAUUAUAUUUUAGUGGUUUAUAUGUUGGAUUAUAUUUUAGUGGUUUAUAUGUUGGAUUAUAUUUUAGUGGUUUAUAUGUUGGAUUAUAUUUUAGUGGUUUAUAUGUUGGAUUAUAUUUUAGUGGAUUAUAUGUUGGAUUAUAUUUUAGUGGUUUAUAUGUUGGAUUAUAUUUUAGUGGUUUACAUGUUGGAUUAUAUUUUAGUGGAUUACAUGUUGGAUUUUAUUUUAGUGGAUUAUUCGUGUUUCCUCUGUCUUGUGAUUCUGUCUCUUAGCUUCAUUAAGUCAAUGACUCUCUUUCUGCUCCCGAGGAUGAGGAGGACGAGGAGGAGGAUGUAGGACAGAGUGGGUGUUCGAAGCUUUAAGGAAUAAAUCCAGGCAGAGCCCACACACUUGCCCCCCCCUGGUGCAUGCUGGGAAGUGUAGUCCAGUUCCUGCUGUCUGUGUUGGUGGAUGCCUGAGGCCUGUGUCUAAAUAUAAACCCUGUCCUGUUUCUGUCAGUCUGUCCUCACAUGAAUCUCGGCUGUUUGCACAAAAUUUUCACAAGCAGCAGAAACACGACAAAAACAGAGACGAUGUACGGUCAGUGGGUGGUUGGAGAUAAUGUUGGAUUGGUGGAGAAUUAAUCGAUGAUUAUGGAUAAACACAUGGUUAUGAAGCUGUUAGGAAUAAUACCAUGUCAGCAGGUUAGGUAUAGUGUGAAGGGGAAUGUAGUGGCUGGUUGGGGAUAAUGUAUUAGUGGGUAGUUAAGGAGAAUGUAUGGUAAGGGAUAAUGUGUAGCUAGUGUGCGGUAAUGCUAAUAAUGGGCGGUAGAGGAACAUGUAUGGUUUGGGGGAAGUUAGGGAUAGGGAGUGAUUCGUUCGAGGUGAGGGAUAAGUGUAGGUUCGGUUGGUCGUCUGGAAAAGUGAAACAUUAAUAAUUGAAGGUCUUGAAGGAUCCUCAGGGGGGUGAAACCAGAAAAAAUCAUCUGGUGUAUUUAUUAAAGUCCUGGUAGAUCAGAAAAAAGUGUCCUUCCCCCCCACCCCACACACACAAACCUCUGUGUUCCUCCAUAACUCCGCCCCCUGAACCUGUACCGCCCUCCCCCUGACACACCCCCUCUGUCAGAAGAUCCUACGCUAGCUUCAAAUAGGAUUCACCAUGUCGGAUUGUUAGUGACUAGCGGCAGUAAACGCCAGCUCUGCGAGCGAGCGCCGUCUGCAGCUGCCUGGACAGCUACCGUGUUGACAUGUCAGAGACUAAUCAGAGUUAUUUAUGUAACAUGAGAUAAAAGGAGAUAAAAAUGACCUGUUCAACUAAAACUCUGCUGUCUCAGCGUCUGUUUUCUCCACCGCUCCAAGGAUGACCCGAUGGUUAUUCACGUUAGAUUCCUCGUGUGGUCACAUGUCCUCUUUGACUCCGCCCUUUCUUCUGUCGGCGUUUGCGUUUUCUUCCCACUCUUGGCGGUGGGGCGAGCAGAAGUGUUUGUUUUUUUUUUGCGUCCUUCUCCAUCACAGCUCCUGUAGCUAAGCUGCUACGCUACUUUUACUCCGAGGAGGGCCGAGGGGAAAGUCCCGCCUCCUUCCCGCCUCAUCACACGCUCAAGCCAAAUGUUCUGUACAUCGAACAGAAUAUUAGGAGGUGAAGGAGGGCAGGGCCUUCUCCUACCGUCCUACAAAAAAAAAAAUUGUGGCCGGGAGAGUGGGAGGGGACGAGUCGGAACUACGGUGAUUGGAUGGAGAGGCGGAGCAGGAGAUUGACCAAUGGGAGCUGUCGGGGACGGUUGCAGCCUAGCACCUGAUAGGGUGAACAGAUUUUUUCUGUUCUUUAUUCUCUUCACUUUGCAGAGAUCACACGAUAGGACCAUGAUCGCCAUAGAAACCAGGUUCAUAAUAAUUACCGAUCUCUACAAUCGUCAACCAUGACUUUAAAUUUGGGAUUCAGGCGGAGGUGAAAGCUGUCCUCAGAUUAAAUUGGUCUCUCUCUCUCUCUCUCCCUCUCUCUCUCUCUCUCUCUCUCUCUCUCUCUCUCUCUCUCUCUCUCUCUCUCUCUCUCUCUCUCUCUCUCUCUCUCUCUCUCUCCCUCUCUCCCUCACAGUCAGGCUCUAAACCUUCUUCCUCAGUCAGUUAGAGCUCCAGAAACAGAGAAACAGAGAGAGUACUGGGUGUUCUGGUGAACUCUGACCCACUGAGCUCAGACCGACUCUGAGGUCUGAAUGGACUGAUUGUUAAACCAUGAAUAGAUUCAGGAUCCGGACCUGCUGGCACCGUGUUCACUCCUCCCCCUCUUUGUGUGACAGAGAGGAUCAGCUUUAGUGUGAAGGGCCAUUACACUCCUCUCCAUGAAACCACUGUAGAUCCACCGUCUCAGAGUGAGCCGUGCUCUGAUUCAUAUUUUCAUAAAUCUCAGACUACACAGAUGUUAAACCAGUGUUCGUUCUGACAUUAUAACACUGCUGUCAGAUGUUUAUUUUUCUCCUGUUAAAGUAGUCCAUUAUACUCAUGGUUAUAGCUGUUUCCAUGGUAACAGUAAACUCACUGAUUUUAUGAAAAGAACCAACAUAGCUGUUUUAACUGCUGUUGUCCAUUCGUAGGGUUGACUCCCUAAGAGUCUGUGUUUGAAGCUGUAUCCAUAGCAACAGUCAUGACAACCUUCUGCUGAAGAGAAAUAACAGACCUCUGACAUUAAGUUGUGGUAACUGCUGUGCAAUGAUGGAGCUCCAUUGGCUACGUUACGUUAUGUUAUAUAAUACAAUAUUAUAGUAACAUGAUGUAACAUAAUCUUACAUAACAAAAUACAACAUGACUUAUCAGACUAUGAAAUAACAACGUAACAUAACAUUACAUAAUAUGAUAAAAUUAAACAUGACAUGACAUUAGAAAACAUGACUUAACAUAAAAUACCAUGACAAGUUAUAACUAAUGUUGCGUCAUGUCAUGUUGGAUUAUUUAAUAUUUUUGUUGUGUUUGAAACAUUAUGUUGUAUAACCUGAGGCUGUGUUAUAGUAAGUUAUGCUUUGUCAUGUUGUUUUGUCCUAUUAUGUUUCGCUAUGCUAUGGUCUGAUUUGUAAUGAGAUGUUUUAUUAUAUUAUGUUAUGAUACGUCGUAUUGUGUGAUGUUCUAUUAUGUCCUAUUAUGUUAUGUUAUGUUAUGUUAUGUUAUUAUGUUAUGUAAUGUUAUUAUAUGUUAUUUUAUGUUAUGUUAUUAUGUUAUGUUAUAUUAUGUUAUUAUGUUAUAAUAAUAAUAAUGCAUCAGAUUUCAUAUAGCGCUUUAUCAGAGACCCUCAAAGCGCUUUACAUUGGAUACAUCAUUCAUAUUAUACAUAUUAUAUGUUAUGUUAUGUUAUAUUAUGUUAUGUAAUGUUAUGUUAUGUUAUUAUAUGUUAUUAUAUGUUAUAUUAUUAUGUUAUGUAAUGUUAUGUUAUGUUAUUAUAUGUUAUAUUAUUAUGUUAUGUAAUGUUAUGUUAUGUUAUUAUAUGUUAUAUUAUGUUAUGUAAUGUUAUGUUAUGUUAUUAUAUGUUAUGUUAUGUUAUAUUAUAUGUUAUGUUAUUAUAUGUUAUGUUAUAUUAUGUUAUUAUAUGUUACUCUUUGUUAUGUUAUGUUAUGUAAUGUUAUGUUAUAUUAUGUUAUUAUAUGUUAUGUUAUGUUAUAUUAUGUUAUGUAAUGUUAUUAUAUGUUAUUUUAUGUUAUGUUAUGUUAUAUUAUGUUAUGUAAUGUUAUUAUAUGUUAUUUUAUGUUAUGUUAUGUUAUAUUAUGUUAUGUAAUGUUAUUAUAUGUUAUUUUAUGUUAUGUUAUUAUAUGUUAUGUUAUAUUAUGUUAUUAUAUGUUAUGUUAUGUUAUAUUAUGUUAUUAUAUGUUAUGUUAUGUUAUAUUAUGUUAUAUUAUGUUAUGUUAUAUUAUGUUAUGUUAUGUUAUAUUAUGUUAUGUUAUAUUAUGUUAUGUUAUUAUGUUAUGGUGAAAUCCAGAGUCCCUGUCAUGGUUUGAUCAGCUCGUCUCUGUUUGCUGAGUAUCUGGCAUUCUCAGACUGUGACUCUUAGUCAGGAUGUGGGUCAGGCCUUUAAACUUUCACACUCUGUAUUUGUGUUUCUGAUGCUGGUCUAAUGGAUGCUAAAUGUUAGCAUGUGCUGAUUGGUCCUGACUCUUACCUGUCCUCAGGUGUAGCUGCAGUUCAAACCUGAAUCACAGGCCCGAUGGUCUCUGUGAUCUUUGACUCGUCAGUUUCUCGUGGCGUGCCGAGCAGAUGUUUGCGCUCUGGUUUGUUAGGUUUGAUGAAAUAAAGUCUCUCUGCUCGCUGAUGUUGUGUAGGAGGAUGAAGAGUCUAAAUAUAGAUGAGUGAUGAAGCUCCUCUUCAUCCUCUUCACCUCCUGCACCAUGUGACCACCCCCCCCAACAGAAAUGCUGCAAUGCGUCUCCUUGCUCAGACUGGGUCAGUGUAACUCAGCUGGCAGCUACAGCCUGAGAGAGGCGUCGCCAUGACAACAGCCAAUCAGGGGUUAGUGUUAGAGAUUGUACUCAGUGUUAUUGUUGUGAAUGUUCGACAAAAGAGUGAUUUCCAGGAUGAAGAAGGUCGGGAGGAGGGCGGGAAGUGAGCGUGAGAGGAGACGGGCAGGGUGGAGGAUGAUCAGACCUGAGUGUGAAGAGAGGGAGGGAGAGGGAGGGAGAGGGAGACAGAGAGGGAGAGAGGGAGAGGAUGAUGGUGUCAGCAGAUGCUGGAAACAGGGCGUUAUUCUCUCAGUAAAUACAGUCACACCGUGUUCCUCACAGAGAUCUUGUUUUUAUGCUGAAGAGCUAAGAUCAGAUUCAGAGCUGCGUCAGACGUCAGCAUGUUCUCAGGAAAUUCAGUCAUUAUUAAAUAUCCUCUUCAUAUGAUAAACUGAUCCCCCCUGUUCAUUCUGGACCCUCAUGAUAGGAUGGUCAGGGUGAGACGUGUGUUUAAUGAGCUGAACUGAUGAUAGCUUUGAGUAAAUGUUCAAACCCACUAUAGAGAGUAAUGAGAGGACAGCUGAAAGGUGGAGGGGUGAGUUAUUUCUUAUGUGAAAGUGUUGAAUAUAAGAUGGCUGCACAGUGACCUCCUCUCUGAAACACUAGCUUCUUAUUUCUUGGUGGUGAGAUGACGUUAUCUCCGGAAAGACUGAGGCGUUCCUGCAGAAGUGUGAGGGGUUGUUUCUCCAGGAGCAGACGGUUUCCACUCUUUUCUCCUGGUCCGUAUCCGUCCCAUCGUCCUCACCUUGUCUGCUCUGUGUCUCCUCAGGUCAGAGGACUCUGCAGUAUCAGAGUGACGUGUUACAGACUGUGGUGCUGGUGAACCCGUCAGAAGAGGCCGCUGCUUCAGAGGUGAGUCCCCCUUCAUUCCUGUUUGACAUCAACAUUUCAUCCCUCUUAUCCUCGUUUUUGUCGUACUUGUCCAGUGACGAUAAAGAUAUCCCGAUUGUCUCGAUUGUCCUCACAGAUUCGCUCUCUGGUCACCGACUCUGCGGGGCAGAAGCUGCUGGUUCUGAGCGGCCAGAGUUCUGAGCAGGGAGGAGACAUCCUACUGCAGGGUGGAGCGUUCACCUGGCAGCACUUCUCAGACAUCAUCUCAGACCCUGAAGUAAGCAGAGCGCCCCCUCUCUGUAGAGCACACAAACCCUACAAAAACAAGCUUCUGAUGUGACUGUUUGUGUGAUUGCAGGUGAUUGAGCUCCUCUCCAGGUCCUCCUCACCACAGCCGUCCAGGCUUACUGUUUCCUGUCAGGGGGACGGGGGCUGGAGCUCCCUGGGCCAAAGCCAGGAGCAGCAGUCACUGCAAAAUAUUCUUGAAUACCGUCUGAACCCUGAACCCCACCUCCCCAACAUGGACGGAGUCACAGAGUUCACGGAGUACGUCUCAGAGACAGUGGAAGUGCCGUCAUCCUUCGACCUCUUGGAGCCCCCCACCUCUGGAGGUUUUCUGAAGCUGUCCAAACCCUGCUGCUACAUCUUCCCCGGAGGUAGGGGGGACUCUGCUCUGUUCGCUGUCAACGGAUUCAACAUCUUGGUGGAUGGAGGAUCUGAUCGCAAGUCUUGCUUCUGGAAACUGGUCCGCCACCUGGACAGGAUCGACUCCGUCCUGCUCACACACAUUGGUGCAGACAACCUUCCAGGCAUUAACGGGCUGUUCCAGAGAAAGAUUGCUGAGCAGGAGGAGGAACGCAACCAAGGGUCGGGUUCAAGCAAUGGAGACUGGAUGAAGAAUCUGAUCUCUCCCGAGCUGGGCAUUGUGUUUUUUAACGUCCCAGAGAAGCUCCGGAUGCCUGAGUCCACGCUGAAGGUGAAGCGAAGCAUUGAGGAAGCGUCUCUCACUCUGCAGUACCUCAAUAAGCUCGGAAUCACACCAGAGCCUCUUCACAGGGUUGUCAGCAACACCAUCGAACCCAUCACGCUCUUCCACAAACUGGGAGUGGGAAAGUUGGACAUGUAUGUCUUAAACCCUGUCAAGGAAAGCAAAGAGAUGCAGUUUCUCAUGCAGAAAUGGGCCGGGAACAGCAAAGCCAAGACCGGGAUCACACUGCCCAACGGCAAAGAAGGCGAGAUAUCCGUCCCCUAUUUGACUUCAGUGACGGCACUCAUUGUCUGGAUCCCCCACCGUCCCUCAGAAAAGAUUGUCAGGGUGCUCUUCCCUGGAAACGCCCCACAGAAUAAAAUCUUUGAGGGCCUGGAGAAACUGAAACACCUGGACUACCUGCGAUACCCCGUGGCCACCCAAAAAGACAUAUCAUCAGGUGCUGCUCCGCCCAUCCUCAAACAGACGAAAAUAAGAUCAAGGACCGACAGCAAAGAGAGUCUCAAAUCUUCACCCAAACCGCACUCCAAGACCACCAAGAAAGACGGGCAGGAGGACGAGUCAAAGAGCAACAUCUCCAAAGAGAAUAAAGGAGAGAAGAAGGAAGAGAAGAAACAGAAGAGUGAAAGUCUGAAAGCCACCAAACAACAGAAAAACAGUGAGGUGGCCCCCGCUGCGGACAAAAAGUCAGAGAAGAAGAAAAUAUCCAAGGACAAAGCUGCCAAGAAGGAAAAGGCAUCCAAGAUGGAUGAAAAGAAGGACAAGGAGAAGAAAGAAAUCAAGAAAGAGAGAAAAGAGGUAAAGAAAGAUGAAAAUAUAAGGAAGGAAGAGAAAAAAGAAAGCAAAGCCAAAGAGGACAAAAAGAAGGACCCGAGUAAACCCGAGCUGAGAAAAAUAACCAAACCUGACCUGAAGCCGCUCACACCUGAGGUUCGAAAAACUCUGCAUAAAGCCAAGACUCAAGCAAAGCCCAAGACGGACAAAAACAAAGCAGCGAAAGAAGGAGACAGUGAGAAAAAACCCGCCAAGAAGAACAUCCCUGAGGAGGUGGCAGCAGCAGCUUUGGCUGACAGGUCCAUCGUGUCCUCUCCAGAGGACCUGACUGAGGACUUUGAGGCUCUGAAACAAGAACAGCAGUCCAAAGGAAAGAGUGUGCCGAUCCAGAACGACGUGAUCUCUGGACAUGGUCUGGACACAAAUAUUUCCUCUUUGAUUUUCCCAGAUGAAAAAGUCACACCCAGAGCCACUGAAACCAAACCUCCUUCACCCAAAUCCCCCGACCAAAAGGACAAAGACAAGACAGCAUCAGGACAGGCUGCAGGCAUGGCAAGCUUUGGCUUUGACAAGAAGUAUGAGGAGGAGAAAAUGGAGAAAUACGACAAAUACCCUGUGAAGACCGACAUAAAAGACAGAUCCAAGAAGAGCGAGAGUUCAGAGGAGGAGGGCGACGUCAUUGAGAAAGCUGAACUCGAAGGAACAGAGGAUGAGGAGGUCCUAAAGUAUAAAACAGAAGAGGUGAAGAAGGACAAAACUGUGAAGGAGUGGGAUACCAAGCCCAGUGAUCUAAAACCUCCAUCAGCCACAGCACCUCCUGGACAGGUCCCAGCGUCUGCCUCAGACCAGUUCUCCUACAUCCAAGACGAGACCAUCCCUGGUUACUCUGAGACUGAGCAGACCAUCUCUGAUGAGGAGAUCCACGAGGACACGGAGGACAGGAUCCCACAGCUUCGCUAUGACGUGGGCUCCUACGAUGUCUCUGUCCCUGAUGUCCCAGGCACCUUUGACUCCAUGCAUGGUAUAAAGGAGAUGAAGAGUUCUGCUGUCUCUGAUGUCAAACCCAAAACCUUUGUGGGAGGUCAGGAGCCUGAGCUCGCUCCUUACCCCGCCAUCAUUGCUGCUCCUCUUGCAGAGGAGGAGCACAUCUCCUCUGCCACCUCCAUCACAGAUUAUGACAAACUGUCAUCCUUCGCCACAUCAGUCGCCGAGGACCAGUCGAUCACCUCUGUGACGGCCCCUCAGACCGAGGAUGCUGGGAGGAACUCUCUCAUGCUUGACACCAUGAACAGCGCUCUCUCUCGCCCCGAUGCCAUCCAGGGUAAGGACUAUCUGCACUCAGCAGGAACCAUCUCUCCCACCUCCUCUCUGGAGGACGACAAAUGCUUCAAGUCUCCUUCUUCUGAUGAGCCCAACAUUCCUGAGAUUGAGGCUGAUUCCAAGGUCAAGGCAGUCCAUGAGGAAGAUGAUGAUGAGGAAGAAGAGGACGAGGACCAGACUCCCAAUGUUGACAUCCCUCUGGGUAAGCUCCAGGAGGGUUAUGAACACGCCGCCUCCAUGAUGCUCCAGCAGAAAGAGAAAUCUCCCUCGGCACCUCCUCCCCCCUUCACCACACAGGCUGCCAAGGAAAACCAGAGUCUCUUCAGUCUGAAGACUGUUUCACCCCCUCCAUCCUUCUCCUUGGGUUUUGAGUCCCACUCCAGGCAGGAGAGCGAGGAAAGAUGUGUGAGUCCAGAUGACAGCACCAUGAGACUGGCCUCCCCAACACAGUCUGUGCCCACAAGCAGCGGUUACUCUCCGACCGAGGAGAAACCUUUCAGGACGGAGGACAGAGAAGAUGCAGGGACCAACGCUAAAGCUGAUGCCCAGAAAUCAGUCACUAUCUCUGACAACACCUCCUUCAUGGGACUGCCCGGUGACAAAACAGCCACUGAAGCCUCGGAAGAAUCAGAGGAGGAUGAGGAUGUGGUUGUGGACGGGUGUUACGACAAAAAGGAUCUAAAACCGACCGUCACGGCCAAACUCAUGGAGGCGAAGGAGGGAUGCUUCUUGGAUGAUGACUUCACCUUUGAGACGAAAUCUGCAAAGAGCGAAACGGAGGUCAAGACUUCGGACAAAACACAGGUGUCAAUCAGCAUCACGGAGAAAACAAAACCUCAGGUGAUGUACUCAGAUGAAGAGGAAGAUGAGGAUGAAGAUGAAAGAGAUGAUGAUUUUCCAACUGGAGGAGGGUCCAAGCCCAUAUCAACAGAUAGUGGUGCAGACAAGAGUGACGGCUCUUUAAAAGAGCCCGAGAGAAGUGUUCACUUUAGCCUCUAUGACUUUCCUGAGAAGGAGGCCAAAGAGAAAGCAGUGUACAUCAGACAGGACACACCCUACGUCCACGGAAAGACAUUCUCCUACAGCGACGUUUACGACAGCAAGAACAGCUCCAUGGACUCUGACUCCUACCGCCAGGAGUCUCUGGAUAAAACAGACAAGGACCACGCCAAAGAUGAGGGAGACUCAAAGAAACAGGACCUCCCCUCUCCAUUGACAACAACAACCAAGACGCCAGUAACAGAAGGAUUCACCUCCUUCUCUGCCUCCUCCUGGCUGGACUCUAAGAGCUCCUCUCCUCCGUUUGAAAAGGAAGUCAAAGACAAGGAGUUGUUUGAUUACAGCUCAGGGAGCCGAUUCCCAUCAGUGGCUGAUCGCCCCGAGGCCUCAUCCACCUCCUUAUCGUCAAAGAAAGACUUUUUGGCUGACGGCACAAAGCCCCUCACCUCCUCCCUGACGGACCAAGACAAAGCCGCCGUCACAGGCUACGGCGAGAAAGGAGCCUGUCUAGAGAUUGACAUGCGUAAGCUUACAGCAAGAGAUGAGGAGGACUACGAUGAUGAUGUUGUUGAUGAAGAUGAUGAUGAUGAUGAGGAGGAGGAAGAUGAGGAUGAGGAUGAAGGUGCUGUUGAUUCUGAUAUGGAAAAAGGGGCCAAAGAGAAGUCUGAGAAGGAAGUGAAGAGUCCAUGCAGUGAGCUGCUGGGGUCUAACCGUCCUGAGUUCAUGGUUUCCAUGGCGGGGUACGGGUACAACAGCCAGGGGAGGCCCAGCCAGACGGACAGCAGCUACAGCUCCAACAAGGCUGACUCUGCAUCCUUCAACCAAAAACCAACAGAGUUAGGGGCUACGGGAUUCUCAGCGGGCUACUCCUCGGGGUAUGAGUACUCAUAUGGAGGUGCUGUGAAGGACUCAUUUUCAGCCAAGCAGGGUGUAGACCAAGGCAAAGAGGAUCUCACUCUGAAAUCCACACAGGACACUUAUUACCAGAAAGACAGACCUGAUCCUGAGUUUGAGAAGCAGAAGACCCCAGACCUUCUGAGUAAGACAUCCCUAGACACAAGCUUCCAGUACACCACCACUGCGGGUCCUGGUUACUCCUCCUCUUCAGCCUACAGCUACUCCUCCUCCACCUCCGGCUCCCUCUCCACCAGCCGUCAGUUUGGAGAGGAGCUGGAGACGCCUGCAGAGCCCAUCUUUGAGUACUCUUCCUUUAAAGAUGAACACUCACCUGCUGUAGACUCUCCUUUCUCCAGCGCUGCUGCCACCAAAGAUGACUACAUAGAAGUGUCUGAAAAACAGAUGACCUCUACCAUCACCGCUGAGCCCUCCUCCGGUCUAGCCCGAUUCACACCCCUCUGCCCGUUUGAUGAGAUCCCCUCACUUCCACCCACUCUGUUAGCUGGGGAUAAAAAGGGUCCGGUCACUUCGUUAGGUGAAGACAGAGACAAAGGCCCUCAGUCAGACUGCUUCUAUAAGCCUGAAUGGUCUGAAGGGUCCAAGCUGGACUCAGCUGUUGGCUUUGGGGCCACAGCAGGGCCGUUCGCUCCUCCUGCAGAGUUUUCCAAGGACAAAGAGGCAGCCAGUGCAGCUCUGUUCGGGGUCACAUCCUCACCGCGCCCUGACAUCGAGGGUAAACAUUACUUUGAGGAGACUGAGAGCAGCGAGGAGGAGGAGGAGGACGAGGAGGCCUACAUGCGUGAGAUGACUCGCAGCUCACCGUCCAGCACUCUGGCUGGUAACCUCUCAUGUUCAGACAAGCCUGUUGCUCAGGCUUCUUCUGAAAAAAUUGGAGGAGCAAUGCCUGAUGUUCUGGGCUCCUACACUGCCCCUGUACAGGUCAGCAAGCCAGACACCACCAAUGGCCCAACAGAGGUCAGCUCAGGCUCCUCCCUCCCUGCUGGAGCAGCAGCCGGCGGUGGAGCAUCAGGACCUGCAAAGGCAGAGCCCAGAGAGGGAGCGACAGGCUACAGGAGCUCUUACGAGUGGGAGAUGUCCAAGAGCCAGAUGGGGAUGGUGCCUGGAGACUCUCCUCCACACUACCGUCACGAUGACGAGUUUGAAGAGGAGUGUGAGAUGGAGCCGGAGCACCCAGCCCGCCCACUCUCACUCUCCUCAGCUGACCAGCCGUUUCGCUCUCCGUUCUACGCUGAGGAGUGCAGCAGGGGAGGGCAGGAUGACGAUGACGAUGAUGAUUAUGAUGAUAGUGAUCAGGAUGUUGCUGGUCAUGUUUCCAUGGGUGCCACGUCCUCUUACACCAGUCGCUCCUCUCCUGGAUACUCAUCCUCUGAGUGCAGGCAGCGUAAAGAAGACCUCUCCCCAUCCUUCAUCAACCCCUGCAUGCGGCAGUUAUCGAGUGAUGAGGAUGAUGAUGAGCGAGGGCGUAGGAGUGACCAAUCACAGGAGGGCGAUGAGCACGACCUGUCUAUAAAAAGAAGGGCUCACAAACAGCCUCAUCAUCAUCAGCAGUCUCAUAGCCAGGACAGCAGCUCUCUACACCGGGCUGGAGGCAUGUCUGCAGGACUGGGGCUGGCCACAGAGGACACUCCGCCCACCUCCGUCAGCGAGUCUUUGGCCUCUCAGUCAGACUCUGAUGGGCCCCCAGGUACUGAGGAAUACCCCUCAGCUACCGGGGACAGGAACAUGGACUCAGACGAGGAUGCAGACUACAUGCCAGUGGAUAAACUAUCUGCCACAGGGGGAGGAAGCCAUCAUUCCUCUAAGCGAAGUCCUGACCCUCCCCCUGCCCCCCUCAUGGACCCUUACCCUCGCCCUCCACGCCCGGAUGUGUGCAUGGUGGAUCCUGACUCUAUCGACAAUAGCUCUGUGAAGAAAGAGCCAAAAACCAAGACCCUAAAGAAAAAUUCGGGGAAAACCAAAUCGUCCUCCCCCGCCAGGCGCAAGAGGUCCCCCAUGCCUGUCAAACAGACGGCGUCCCCUCGCAGCGCCUCGCUGAAGAAGAAGGAGGCUGACAAAAGCUCUCGUAUGUCUCGACUGUCAGACGGACAGGGAUCCAAAGAGGAUGACCUCUCCAGGUCAAGUUACAACCCUGGCAAAGGACUGAGCAACGGGGUCAAGAGCAGUUCAGGUGAGUCACCGUCGGACAAAAAUUAAAAUCUAAAUGAAAAUUUGUUUUAAACCCAGUAAAAGGUUUGAAAUGGAAAAUUGUUCUUGGUUGUUUGUACAGUCUGGCAUGAGCACGAUUGAACCUGAGGGGGUCUCACCCCCAAUUUCAACCACAUCCUGAUCGUCUCCUAAAAGGUCGUAUCCUCCGAUCGUAGCUGAUCGUAACCAUUCAAGUUAACGUGUCAAUUUACACCGACUUCUUUCCGUUCCUCUGCGGAUCGCCGGACUCCUCAGCUGAUCACAAGAGUUCUAUUUUUUCUGGACGCCGGAGCAUGGCGGAUAAAUUCAGCACAGAUUAACCCGUGCUGGAAAGGAAGUUGGGCACAGACACAAAAUAAAACAUCCGGCUUCUUUUCAAAAUAAAACACUCCGUGUUUCAGGAGGAUCGUAUUUCAGUAGUAGCUUGUGUCUGAGAGAAAUAAAAAAGGAUAUCGUCUGCAUAUAAAGAUAUUUGAUUGGUUGUUUCUUUGGUGUUGUGCCCGAUGAUCUAACCUAACUCUAAGCUGAUUUUAGGAGAGAAGUAUUAGCUUUCCUUGUGACCUUCUGGCUCUCUGAUCCAGGUUCUCAGAAGUCUGGUUCAGCUGCUGCUUCAGGUCUUCCUAUCUAUGUGGACUUGGCCUACAUCCCCAACCACUGCAGCGCCAAGAACGUGGACCAGGAAUUCUUCAAACGUGUCCGCUCUGCGUACUACGUGGUGAGCGGGAACGACCUGGCUAGUGGUGAACCAAGCCGCGGAGUCCUGGAUGCACUGCUGGACGGGAAAUCUCAGUGGGGAUCGAACCUGCAGGUAAGACCUCAGACUGCAUGGACCAGACUCUGAGACUAAAUCUGUUUAAAGAUGUACUGAUACAGGAUCAGUAUGACCCUGUGACCCCUGGUAUUUGUAAUGCCUGUGGAAUAGAUCCAUGCAAGGGCGGAGAAUUGGGAAGGGGCGCUAGGAACAUGUCCUUAACAGCUGCUACACUGUCAUCCUAUCAAUUCAACCGCUGUCCGUGGUGUUUCAUCAAUGAUUUUGGCUCACAAAGGGUUAACAGUCGGUCUCUGCUAGAAGCCCCGCCUUUAAUCUGAAUGUCGCUCUUCGAUUGGCUGCCGGGUUGUUAAACUCAAACCUCCUCCCUUGAAUCCAUGUGGAUCCACCGUGUCUGUAAUUUGUAAAGACAGAAACUGCGGGACAACAUCAAGUCCUCUGAUCCAGUCCAAGUCGUGAUGAGGAGGGGCGGAGUUAUAAAUGACGGUCCUGACCAAUCAGAGGCUCUGUACUUCUGGACAUGGAAAGCUGCUCUCUGGGGGGUCGAAUACAGUCCAGCCAUGUCAGCCCUCACAUGUCCAUCUCUCCUGUCUGUCUUAGGUGACCCUGAUCCCGACCCACGACACAGAGGUGACCCGGGACUGGUACCAGCAGACCCACGAGAAGCAGCAGGAGCUGAACAUCAUGGUCCUGGCCUCCAGCAGCACCGUGGUCAUGCAGGACGAGUCCUUCCCCGCCUGCAAGAUCGAGUUUUAGGAUGCUGGUGUGCUCCUGUCCCCCUCGGUUUUCGAAGGCUCCUCUCUUUGGUCCGUGUGUCGGUCUGUGUCCGCUCACAGGGACACAUCUGGAUUUUUACAGUUUGAUUUAUUUCUCAGCUUGUAGUGGCCGUUUCUGAUUGGUCGGUUUUUCUGAUAACUCCACUCCUUCAUCGUCAUGACUCAGUCUGUCAGAGGUCACAAACGAGUUCAUUCUUAUGAUUUCAACCUUAAACACAGGAAGUCCGGGAGUGUUGUCCCGCGGUCUCAUGUCAGGAUUAAUCCGAAGUUUCUAAUUGGACUGAAUCCAAGCACAAAGUUCUGCACCUUAAAGCUUCAAAACCACAGACUGAUUCUCUCCCUCUGACCCGUAAACGUCUCAUAGUAACAUCGCUGACAUUAUCAUCCUGACUCCAUACUCGCCGUGACGGAGGCGGAUCGAUCGUGUUGAAGUUUUCCGCCCUGACUUUUCCGACCCCGUGUUUGUGAGUAGAAAUGCGGUAGCAUAGCGAGCAGAGCUGUUCUUCAGUGAGUCCUGAUGUUUCUGCUGUUAUCUCCAAGUCUAAAUAAUCAGCUGUCUCAUGGUGGAGGUGUUUCUGACCGUCAGCUCAUUUGGAUUUUUACCGGUUUUGAAGUCUCCGAGGUUUUAUUUUGGGUUUGACGUGGCUUUGACGGGCAGAGAUCAGAGAGACACAUCUUCAUCCUGAUACUUUCAAUUUUAGUUCUAUCUUCACACGGAGAAGAGCUCUGCGUCUUCAGACCUCAUCACAGACUAAUGGCGCAUUAACAGAUCUCUAUGUGUCUGUAACUCGUGGGAACAUGUGGCUGUGAGCAGAGUCAGAGUCUGAUUGGUUAAAAGGAUGAUGCGUAGGUUUAGUAGAUGGUCACAUGUGCCUUUCUGUCCGCUGGGCUGUCUGAAGGUGUUAGUUGAUGAGAGGCAGCUGAUCCUCUCGAACUCCGAUUGUCAGUUUAAGUCCAAACACACCACAGCAUCGACCAGCACUCACUCAGUCACUCAGUCACUCAGUCACUCGGUCACACAGUCAGUCAGUCAGUCAGUCAGUCACAGGAUCGACUCGGUCUUCAGUUCAGCUGGAGCGUCCGCCACAAGAAGCACAAACACACAGCAGAGAGACAAACUCAGAUCACAGCUUUUCUAUCUCCAACCUCUGCAGAAAAUCUCCUCUGAUUCCAGUUUUCGAGAGUCGAUUGUCGCCACAAUCACCUCCUCACUUUUGAAAUUGCGUUGAUCCGCUUGUUUCCUUCCUGCUGUGGUUUUUCAGUGGAUGUUUGUAACUCUCACUUUCUGAACUUCUCCUUCGUGUGCGUCUGUGUUUCCUUUGAUAUCAGUGAUUUUAUAUUUUGAUAAGGUUUAGGUAAUUUCAAGUUUUUAACCAGAAACACUGCUCAGACACUAACAGGACCAACAGGCAUCUGCAGGUUUUCUCCGUUUGAUGAUUUUCAGGAUCUUUCCCUCCGAUCUUUCUGUCCGAUUUUCUGUCCGAUCUUUGAUGCAUGAGCAGCAUGUUCAGAAAGAUGGCGGCUCUCAGGGAGCCGAGCGGCUCCGGUUUGAAUGUGAAGAUGCAGAUUACCUUUACCUCCUCCGCGGAGGACUUUAAUCUCCUGGUUGCCUUGGUUACCGCGCAUCAUAUGGUACAUCUGACUCACAUCUGGUCACACCUGCAGACACACAUUACUGUCAGGAUCAUUUCUGACAGCAGAGGAAGUUUUUUCGGCGUCUGUCAGAUUCUCAGGGCGGCCAUUUUCCUCCGACAUCAUCUUCAACCUGAGCGAGACUUCGACGUCUGUUUCUGACGUCUCGAUCGUAAAAAAGUGAAGCGAUGCUCCGACAGUCCUUCACUGUUCGUCUGAGUUAAGCCCUGAAAAACCCGCACAUGCUCGGAGGAGGGGCAGAGGUGACGGACUUUCUUAGCCCCUCCCACCAGAGAUGCAGAAACAGGAGAAGGAAUCAGAGAGAGGGAACAGCAGAACAAGCGGUUUUUGCCGUCUACUAAUUCCUACUGGAUCGGCUGAGGAGUCCGGCGAUCGGCAGCAGAUCGGAAAGAAGUCGGUGUAAAUUGACACGUUAACUUGAAUGGUUACGAUCAGCUACGAUCGGAGGAUACGACCUUUUAGGAGACGAUCAGGGUGAAGGUGUGCAUGGGUAAAACAGAAAAUGUGCACGAAAACGUCUAACUGGAGUUCAAAGUCUCCGCCCUCAGGGUGAUGUCAGAGGAAAAUGGCCGCCAGGUGAAUUUUUUCAUAGAGCGUCUGAAACAAGGUGGAGAUACGGAUGAAUUAAAAUGAUUCAUUGACAAAAUCUCUGUUCAAACAGGGUUAACUGUGACAUCACUUCCUGUUAAUCCAGUCAGCCAAUGAAACGCUGGCGUGUAAUCUGCAUUCCUGUUUAAUACUGCGACACUUAACGGCGUCUUUAUAACCCAUCAUCAUCAUCACCUGUAACACACCUGACUCAAACUGCCACAGACAGGUUUAUACGUCCUGUUCCUCUCACUCUUUUACAGUCAGAGCUUCACACACACACACACACACACACACACACACACACACACACACACACACACACACACACACACACAGCUGUGUGUUCAUAUCCCGCUCUCAUAGCCUCAGCGUCGUGCAGCAGCAGACGGUUGGCGGUUCCGGUGAGCCCUGCUUGUUCGUGCAUGUGUACCUUUGAGUUGUCUGUAUUGUACUAGCUGAAGACGAAUCAUAGAGAUGUUAUUUAAAGAUUUAAGGAUGUAAUUUAAAGAGGCUGAGCUGAAGGAGGCACAUGUAAUAAUAAUAAUAAUAAUAAUAAUACGGCUGUAAUCCUUUCUUUUCCUUCUCUGCUUCAUGCUUCUUUGCUCAUCUCUUCUUUUAAGUGCAAUAUUCUCUUAUCUCUUUAAUAAAGUAUAAAAAAAGAUUUAUUGUUAAAGGGAAAAAGUGUGAUGAAGAACAAUAAAAACAUCAUUUACUGAAC
Molecule: messenger RNA, 33985 nt
Organism: Xyrichtys novacula (pearly razorfish)
Lineage: Eukaryota; Metazoa; Chordata; Actinopteri; Labriformes; Labridae
Source: the annotation of a GenBank genome assembly